This is a messenger RNA of Plodia interpunctella (Indianmeal moth), 1840 nucleotides long. RefSeq lists its product as uncharacterized. Bases 101 to 1192 code for a protein of 363 amino acids. The transcript is spliced from 4 exons. The record is from RefSeq and is a predicted model, not a curated record. NCBI's taxonomy places the organism in Eukaryota, Metazoa, Arthropoda, Insecta, Lepidoptera, Pyralidae.
AGUCUCCUAUCUAGACGGCAACGGUGCUCGCGUCUACAUGUCAUUCUGUCAAUAAAAAACUGAAUCAAACGUUUCGGAUUCAUUAAAAUUUUCAGUUGAAAUGGAAAAUAAUACUAGGAAAACGUAUUUGUAUAGGAAAUUGAAGAUAGUGAAAGACUCUGGCGAUAUCCGGAAAAUAGAGAAGUCUUUCGCCAGUGGAAGCUGCAGCGCCGUGACGAAAAUAAGUAAAAAUUGUGAUCGUGGUGAUUCCAUAGCAAAAUCUGGAGAAAAGGUUAGAUAUACAGAAAGAAGACUUGUAGACUUUCUCCCAAGGACCAUACGCCGGGCUCAGCUCAAGGAGCAUGAAGGCAAGACGAAAAACCUAAAGGAGAUGAAAAGAAUUAAGGACAACUAUACAAUAAGAAGUAAAUAUUACGUGAGGAGAGAAAGUUUCGAGAGAAAUUACCCAGACAAAGCUGAGAGCGACAUUAAAAAUGGGGAACGGACACUAAAACUAAGUCUACGGCCGACUUCCAAAGCGCACGCGAAGCAUCAUUGUUGUAUAGGUACGGUACGGCGUACGGUCGACGAUCGUGCACCCAAACCAAAUGAACAAGUUAUUGUGGCGUCCCAAUCCCGCUUGUCGUCAGUCAAAUCACACAGCAGCAGCAUGAAAGCGGACCUUAAACGGAAAAUGCCUUCGAAGACUUCCAAUCACUCGCAGCAAGUCGUGCGGCGCCCAAUCAUCAAAACAAUAACCUCAAAGGACGAUAAAUACAAAGUGUUCAAAGCAGUCAAAUUCGUUGAGAAGAAAGCGCAACCAACGCAACUGCAAAUCACAAUGCCGACGACUAUAAAGAAACCGAAGGAAACAAAAUCUAUCGCAACCAAAUCGAGUGUGAAGGAGAAACGCAAGAAAGAGACGAACGCGAAGCCUAUCUUGUCAUCAGAUGUCGCUGUCAAAAUCAAAUCGCCCCCAACUGAAAUUGCUAAGUGGGUCAACGUGGACCACGCUAAGGUGUAUUACGAGGCCUGGGUGGACACCACAUUAGCGGCUAUAUCGAAAAAGGUGAAGGAAAAAAAUUUUGACAAAAAGAAACUCAUUAAGACGUUUGAAAAAGCGCUGGCUGAAAGACCGGCCUCCCCCGGUAUCGACUACAAACUACUGUUAGACGAACAGUACACUGGAAAAAUAAGAGUAAAUAAAAGAUAAAUGCGCAUGUUGAAUUCCUUAGCUUCGCUAACGCAAGGCGUUUCAAUGUCGGGACCCACUCGCAGAUAGUUGUGGCAUUAGUGUAAAUAGAAAGAAAUAAAUUUGCAACUUUCUUAAAAAUUUAUUUUUAUACUGUUGAAUUUAACUGUCGAAAAAUGCGAGUGUGACGGCUAUUGGGAUGCUGUAAUAAAUACAAUUGGGCAUCAGUAACCCGAAAAUACAACUGGUAAAUUGUCAGCAAUACGAAAUAUUCUGAAACCUUAGUUAUAUGUGAUCGUCGUGGGGGAGAUGGGGGGUGGGGCAAACAAAGCGACAGUAUUACGUCUCGACAUCAAUAACAAUCGGAAAACAUUGCUUUCGCCUACUACAAAAUAUUAACCUUCCCAAUAUGUGUGAUGAUAUAUAUCCAUCUACACUACCAAAAUAUUCCACAGCGCUAGGAGACACAUAAUCGUAGAUAAAUUGGGAAAAUGUCCUCCAAUAUAUCUUGGACACAAUUUUGGUGUUAGUUAAUAAUCUGAUAAUCGUGUCGUCUAGUGUCUUGAUAUUGUGACGCGUUCAAAUUCAAGCGAAGCGUAUUGUAUCGUAUCUAGUAUUGUAUGAAUACUUCUAGUAAAAAUAAAACAAGUAUAUAGUAUUAAAUUUUUA